GUACAGGACCAGUCACGUACAGUACAAGAUCAGCCAUGUACAGUACAGGACCAGUCACGUACAGUACAGAACUAGCCAUGUACAGUACAGGACCAUCCAUGUACAGUACAGGACCAGCCACGUACAGUACAGGACCAGCCACGUACAGUACAGCAUCAGCCACGUACAAGAUAAACCAUGUACAAGGUGGAGGAGAUACGAGAGAUGAUAGAGAAGAUUCAAAACAAUGUAGAAGAGGUGAAAAAGAAGCACAGCGAGAUCCUCUCGGCGCCACAGACCGACGAAAAGGUGAAGCAGGAGCUAGAUGACAUGAUGACAGACAUCAAAAAGACGGCCAACAGAGUCAGAGCUAAACUUAAAGUAAUUGAGCAAAAUAUUGAGUCCGAAGAACAUGUGAGUAAGGCGAGUGCGGACUUAAGGAUAAAGAAGACUCAACACUCUACACUGAGUCGCAAGUUUGUGGAGGUGAUGACCGAGUACAACCGCACUCAAACCGACUACCGUGAACGUUGCAAGGGCAGGAUACAGAGGCAGCUUGAAAUUACCGGGCGCAAUACUACUAGUGACGAGUUGGAAGAUAUGUUAGAGCAGGGCAACCCAGCUGUCUUCACACAAGGGAUCAUCAUGGAGACCCAGCAAGCAAAACAGACUUUGGCAGACAUCGAGGCUCGACAUGCAGACAUCGUCAAGUUGGAGACUUCCAUCAGAGAGUUGCAUGAUAUGUUCAUGGAUAUGGCCAUGUUGGUGGAGAGUCAGGGUGAACUGAUGAAUAGGAUUGAGAAUCACGUACAGGAAGCACAGGACUAUGUCGACACUGCCAAACAGGAUACUAAGAAAGCCAUCAGAUACGAAAGCAAAGCACGGCGGAAGAAAAUUAUGAUCAUCAUAUGUAUUAUAGUUUUGUUGUUAGUUGUUUUUAUUAUCUUAGGAAUAAGUUUUUCAUAGAGCAGGUAGUUUGGUAGUGGGUGUUGAGAGACUGUCCAGGUAGCACUGGCCAUUUAGGUACUUUUCCAUGGUUGUACUGUGCUCAUUGGGGGAACUAGUGUUUUGGCUUUUGUUUACUUCAGGAGACUUCUUGUUCAGAACCUUGUUUAGAGUGUUUUGAUUUCAAUCAAAAGUCAUAAUAAGGAUUAGAAUUUUGUAAAAUUGUAAAUUUAGGAUUUUAAAGUCUCAGGAGAUUAGAGGUGAUUAGACUAUCCUUAUAAUUUGCAAGACUUUGAAAAAGAAGCAAAGAACUUUUAAACAAGUACAGUAUCAUCAUUAUCACCAUAUCAUUCACAAUUUUGUUCACCGAUGGAGUAACUUGGUUGUUCUGCAUAUCAGGUUUAAUUUUAUACAGUAUGUAGGAAUAAACAUUAGUAAAAUUGUGUGCCUAGAUAAAUGCAUAAAUUAUAAAAGCAAUAUAUUUGAUGUGAACCAUAUGGGUUCAGGCUGCCCAGUAAUUAAGAGUAGUUUCACAACCUGAUGCUUUCCUAGCGAUAGGUGGCACAUGUAGCAGAUAAAGGCCUCUUGCCGUAAGCUAAUGCUAUUAAAUAUAUAAAUUGUCAGUCAGAAGAAUUCAUCAAAUAUUUUUUUUCUGUAUACACUGGUAUUGGCAAAUUAGAAACUAUUUUCUUUAAGUGUUUGCAAGUACUAUUUGAAUGGAAGUAUGCAGUCAUUAUAUGUAAAAUAACCAUGGUGUUAAGAUGUUUGUAUGGAAGUUGCUACAGAACAUACAAUAUGUGCCAAAUAAAAGUCAUAAUUUUUAGACUUUGGUGAUUCUUCACUGUUCAGCAAUUUUGAGGUGGUAACUACUGAUGAGGGCCAGUAUGCAAGACAAAUUUGGCUGGUCUUCGUUAUGAAAAGUUGGUAUGAGUGUUGUCUAGUCCACUUAGAGGGUUAUCAACUUGGUUGCUGGAUUUCACAAUUCAGUAAUGGAUUGGGUGUUUAAAUACCUGACUGCAAGUAGUCUUUUUCGAUGCCCAUAUUGGGAGGUCGUUGUGAAGGACUCAGAAUAUCCAAUGUGCUGUUUAGCUGCACACUUUGCUUUAGUCAUCAAUUCCAUCAUGACGGGUAAACUGAAGUGUUUCAUGCAAUUAGCAUCAAGACUUCCAAGUCUUUCAUUUUUGUCAUCCUAUUUUAUGGUAUUUAAUUGAUUAAUGUAAAAAAAGAUAUUUUAUCCUGUGUGGAUUCCAUUAUGUCAUAUAUACACUACUUUAAACUAAAACAAAAUAUAAUCCAUAUAAAGCUAUAUCCUACUACUGUAUGUUACCAGUUUAAGUGAAAGCUAAAAGUACAGUUCAAACAUUGUAGCAUUUAAUAACAUCACUGAAGUAUGUGCAUUUUGAUAGAAUGAAACUAAUAUGAUCUACUGUUAUACAGUAUUUAAAAAUAAAUAUUACUACGUACAGUAAUGUAUAUUCAUGAUGUGAUAGACACAAAGUACUGGUAAGAGAUUUUAAUUAGGUCAGUUUGUAUCACCUCAUGCUUUUGUUAUUGUUUCACUAUUUAUUGUUAUUUUAUAUUAUUUUUAUUAUUAUUGUUAUUUUAUUUAAAUAUUAAAAAAUCCACACAGGAUCCUAAUAUGUUUAUAUGUAUAGGCUAACUGGAGUUGUCACAUCAUAAGUUAUCCUAACCAACCAAGGUACUAACUGGUACUAACAUUAACAUAUCCAAAUACAGUAUAACACUAAGUUCCCAUUUAAGUAGACAAGCAUACUGUGACUGUAUAAUAUGACACUUUUGGCACUGUAUUAUUUAAAAAAAAAAUUUGACACUUGGGAUUCAUCGUUUAUGUUUAAGGCAUCGUACUUUUCUUACACCAACGCAACAACCUCAGAGUGAUUGUUCGUCUGAGUUUUUGCGUGAAUUUUUAUUUAACAGCAAUAUCCUGCUGAUGUUUUGAUUUGGGUUUAUAGAAAGCAUGAUGAACUUUAAAAGUAUCAAGGUCACAGUAUUAUUAGUAAGUUCUAAUAACAAUGAAAUUGUCUAAUGUACAGUAUAAGGGACUGAUGAUGGUUGGGGGCACGAGAUGUAUACUACAAAAUGUGACCGGUGAUAGGAAAUGCUUUGGCUUGGAUGAUUGCACGAUAUUAUGAAUUGGGCCUCUAUACAUGCUUUUUACAUUGGUGAUGGUCUGCUUAAUGUAAAUUCUAAAUUUGCAGUUUUGUUGUCUAUUUGCACCAUUAAGUAACCAUAUGCAUGUCAUCUUAAAACAUAAAAUUAUGUUUCAUAUUGUUCAAGGGUUUGAAAAUUACACAAUGUAGUGAAGCUCACUAAUCAUUGCAAAACUAUAAAUGAAUUGGCAAUAGAAGUGUCUUUGCACAUACAGUACCAUAUAUAAUUGAGAUCUCUUUUAUGGCAGAAGAAAUUUUUUUCAUUAAAUAGUCAUCCAAUUCAUAUAUAGUACUGCUUUAUAAUUACUAGAAAUAUACUGUGAUGCCAAUUUAAUUUAUGCUUCUAAUAAGAUUUUAUUAUAAGAGUUUUGUGUCUUUCGUGUUAUUGUUGAGUUCUGCAAAAAAUUUAUAGAAUAUUAAUUGGAUUGGAAUAUGAUUUUAAGUCACACAUUGCAUUUGCAUGCAUUUAUUUUAAAUUUGCACGGAGUACAUGUCGGUUCAUGUAAAAUUAUACUACAGUAUAUAUAUCUGUAAUUUUUAUGCAUUUUUCCUAUAUUUUCAGCUGCAUGACAGCAUUGAGCACAUUGCAAAUAUAUAUAAUUAACAAAUGCAGUACUGUGCAUUAUUUUCACUGAAAACUUAUUUAAGAUGCUCAUUUUAAAAUUAUUUUAUACUUUUUGUGUUAUUAUAACAUUUUCAAUAUUCUUUUAAAGUUUAAUAUUGUUAAUUUCAUAUUUUCAUUUGUGCACAAUUAAUAAGUAGUGCAGUACAUUGCAUGAUAUUUGAAUAAUUUACAGUGCAGAUGUUUUUAAUUACCAAAAUGUUCUCUGCAGUAGAAUAAGCUUGCUGAUAUUCCAGUCAUAUUGUAUUUAUAGUCUUUUAGUUAUUAUUCAUAAUUUUUACAGGACAUUAUUUAUAUCUUUGCUCACAUUAUUCCUCUUGCAGAAAAGGUUGAUAUGCAUGUUCAUUGGCGUUGGCAUCUUGUUAAUCUUAACAGUUGUUCUGGCUGUCUACUUUUCAAGUUCCCCAUCUAAGCCCACUCAUACAGAAGGCACCCCACCAUCAUAGUAAUUAGCAGCAAGCAAUGGUUUUAUUUUCAAGUAGAAAUUCAAUUUAUUUUCCAUCUGUAGAAGUCAUUAAAUACCUGGAUUACUUGGUAAAGCUCCAGAGAAAACAUUAUUUAGUUUGCAAUAAGAAGUUCGUUCCUAAUUUAUUACUGAAAUAUUAGACCUGAAUGUCGAUCAUUCAACAAAGAAAAUAUUUUUCAAUGUUUAAAUAAAAUGUAUAUGAUGUAUAAAUGUGUAAUAUAUAUAAUGAUGAAAAUAUGAGGAUAGUUAGGAUUUUGUCUGUCUGUUUGAGAAAGUAAUCUUUUUAAUUAGAUCCCCCCAGAAUUUUAUAUUUUAACAAAGUGGUUUCAGUAUGUAUUUCAAGUGUGUUUGUCUUAAAUGUUAUCUCUAUGAAUAAUAACCAAAGAUAUUAGUGGUAAAUCUGUUAAGAAAUCUUAUUUAUUGUGUAGUGCCUCGCCUUUGUACAGAAGUGCCAAUGUAAAUUAUAGUUAGAUAUGCAAUUAGUGCAUUAGAAUAUAAUUUUUAAUUAAAAAGAUUAGGGUGGGGACCAUAGCUGAGCUGGUAAUAAUCUUGACUCAACCCAUAAGAAGGGAGUUGGAUAGGAGGACCAGCUUGGGUCAGAGAAAUAUCUCUGUGACGAGUUAAUCACUUAGUCACACAAACUCCCCAGACUAGUUAACCCUUCCUACUUGAAGGCUACCACCUUACAAAGUUGCAUAAAGGAAGAUUAGGAUCUUCACCCAUCUUUUUUUUCUCAUUGUGAGUGACAACUCCAGUUUGAUCAGUUAAUUAUUAAUUGUUUGAGUAUUCAAGUUUUAAGACUUUGUGUUUAAUAUUAUAAGGAGAAACGUGUAUGCAUGUUGUUAAAUAUUUUUAUUAUAUUAGGACAGUUAUCAUUCCUAACAAUUAGUUUUUUAUGUUUUAAAAUGAAGUGUUUGGUUUUGUUAAGAAGUGAUCACAAAGAUUUCUGCAUUUGUAAAGGAUAACUACUAUUCUUAAAAUGCAAAAAUUAUUUAUCCUUCAUUAUAGAUGAAAUUGUAUGGGAGUAAUGUGUCAUGCUUCAUAGUGCCUCAGUAAUACCAUUCUUUACACUUUAUCCAACUUAAUUUUAGCAUGGAAUUUUUACAACUUUUCAAGACUCCUCUAAUCUUUCAACACACACACACACAUAUA
Messenger RNA from Homarus americanus (American lobster), 5335 nucleotides. RefSeq names its product syntaxin-1A-like (gene Syx1A). The transcript is spliced from 8 exons. The record is from RefSeq and is a predicted model, not a curated record. Gene Ontology annotation, molecular function: SNARE binding; SNAP receptor activity. Lineage: Eukaryota; Metazoa; Arthropoda; Malacostraca; Decapoda; Nephropidae. Gene Ontology annotation, biological process: intracellular protein transport; synaptic vesicle fusion to presynaptic active zone membrane; exocytosis. Bases 178 to 945 code for a protein of 255 amino acids. Gene Ontology annotation, cellular component: plasma membrane; presynaptic active zone membrane; SNARE complex.